Messenger RNA from Talaromyces proteolyticus, 1965 nucleotides. Its product is annotated as putative NADPH-dependent FMN/FAD containing oxidoreductase. Gene Ontology annotation, cellular component: cytosol. The coding region runs from base 1 to 1965 and encodes 654 amino acids. NCBI's taxonomy places the organism in Eukaryota, Fungi, Ascomycota, Eurotiomycetes, Eurotiales, Trichocomaceae. The record is from RefSeq and is a predicted model, not a curated record. The transcript is spliced from 4 exons. Gene Ontology annotation, molecular function: NADPH-hemoprotein reductase activity; FMN binding; flavin adenine dinucleotide binding.
AUGAGUGUGGAGACCGACAAAUCCAGAACGGCUCUCGUACUAUAUGGCUCUGAGACGGGGAACGCACAAGAGGUAGCUGAAGAACUCGGUCGUACCGCAGAACGUCUGCACUUUGUGACACAUGUUGGAGAAUGCGAUAGUGUCAAAGCCGAAUCAUUAUCUUCGUACUCACUAGUCAUCUUCGUGAUCUCAACUACUGGCCAGGGCGACUUCCCGCUGAAUGGACGUGCUUUUUGGAAAUCGCUGCUGCGGAAAAGAUUGCCUGCAACGUUCCUCAACGGGGUUAACUAUGUUCAAUUUGGGCUUGGGGACAGCUCAUAUCCAAAAUUCAACUGGGCGUCGCGCAAGCUUCGCAAGCGGCUGUCUCAGCUAGGUGCAAAUGAAAUAUAUCUGUGUGGAGAGGCUGAUCAGCAACAUCCGGAAGGACUUGAGGGUACGUUUCUUCCAUGGGCAACCGAGUUACGCAAUCAUCUACUCGUGGAAUAUCCCCUUCCGGCUGGAUUACAGCCUAUUCCGGACGAUGUUCAACUUCCACCCAAAUGGAUCCUAGAAGAAUCAGACGGGGCCCCCGUCGAAGAUACGACCGAGGUUGUGCCACCGUUAAAUGCAUCUUUAUCUGAGAGUAGCGAGCCACAUCUAUCUCGCUUUGAACUAGACUCCAGACCUAUCCCAGACACACUAACAGCUACUUUAACUCAAAACAAACGCGUCACUCCCGGCAAUCACUGGCAAGACGUACGACACAUAUGUCUGACUGUUCCAGACAUGAUAUCUUACUCACCUGGCGAUAUGAUAUCAAUUACACCGAAGAAUUUCUCUGUAGAUGUCGAUAUGCUCCUUGAAAUGAUGAAGUGGAGCGAUGUUGCGGACAGGCCUGUUUCAUUUGUUCCUGGUUUGGGUCUGCGAAAGAUACCACUGGAUGAACUGCCUCCUCCUCCCAUUCCAUACCUUACCGCUGGGGAAACAAUUUUGUCGCCGCUGACACUUCGUCUUCUCUUGACUGAAUACCUAGAUAUUCGAGCUAUUCCGCGACGUUCCUUCUUUGCCAAUAUUGCACACUAUUCCACUGAUGAAAUGCAAAAAGAGCGUCUUCUAGAAUUUACGAACCCAGAAUUUAUUGAUGAGCUGUGGGACUACACGACACGACCACGGAGGAGUAUUUUAGAGGUCUUGCAAGAAUUCGAUUCUGUUAAAGUACCUUGGCAACAUGCCGCAGCUGUUUUACCUGUUCUUCGAGGCCGACAGUUUAGCAUUGCUAGUGGAGGAGAUCUCAAACGAUUGCCGAGCGGAAAAGAUGGAACCAAGUUUGAGCUUCUAGUUGCAAUCGUUAAGUAUCGCACUGUCAUCAAAAAGAUUAGGCAGGGUGUUUGUACCCGCUAUCUAUCAGUUCUAAAGCCGGGGAGCACGCUCAAAAUUCAUCUGCAACGUGGUGGUCUGAACCCGACAUUGGAACAGCUUACGGGCCCUUCGGUGCUAAUUGGACCAGGAACUGGUCUAGCACCACUUAGAGCAAUGAUAUGGGAAAAAGCUGCCCUUGUCAAAGCAUCUCUGGGAAAGGAAAAUAAUUCUUCACCUCUUACUGUGGGAACUACGGUACUCGUUUUUGGCGGGCGUAACCGCACUGCCGAUUUCUUUUUUGAAGACGAAUGGGAACAUUUCGAAGAAGAAGGGUUAGUGCACCUACAAGUGCUGACAGCCUUCUCUCGUGACCAGGAGGAGAAGAUAUAUGUUCAAGAUCGAAUACGUCAAAACACCGACCUAUUCUUUAAGUUACUACACCAAGAACACGGUUCUGUUUUUAUUUGUGGCUCAUCAGGACGAAUGCCAGAGACGGUCAGGGAAGCUCUGGUUGAUUGCUUUGAGAAGGUUAAACCAUCCAAUACAGAAGGCUAUAAUCGUGAACAGGCGGAACAAUAUCUCACAACUAUGGAGAAAAUAGGAAGGUACAAACAGGAGACAUGGUGA